Molecule: messenger RNA, 1613 nt
Organism: Micropterus dolomieu (smallmouth bass)
Lineage: Eukaryota; Metazoa; Chordata; Actinopteri; Centrarchiformes; Centrarchidae
Exons: 2
Coding region: 107-553 (148 amino acids)
Source: RefSeq, a predicted model, not a curated record
AUGCACUUCCACUCAUGCACAAUAACAUCGGGUGACAACAAAUCUGACGUCCUGGGGAAAGCGGUACUUGUUAUCACAUCCCUGAGAGCUGCAGCAAGCAGGCAACAUGAAGCCCAAAUCUCUUCCGUCGAGGUUGUUUGACAGGAAUCCAGCAGGAGCAGAGACUCUGAACGUACAAGCGGCGAAAUAUCAGCGCCAUGUGGACUGUGCAGAUCACCAAGAGAGUGUGUAUCACUCUAGUGACAGUGACGACCAUCCAGCUGCAGACAACAGCAGACAAAAUGAGAAGUCCCACCGAGAAAUUCAUCUUGCAUUUGUGUCAGAGAGGUAUGAGCCGCUGAUUGAUGACGAGGCACAAGCCAAGGCUACAGAAGAGAAGAAGAAAAGAAAAGAAAUGUACAAGAAAGUAAAGAAGAAUGUUGGCAAGGCACUGCGCUCCACUUGGAAGUGUCUUAUGCUCGGUCUGUACAAUUUUGCCCUAGGCUACUCUACCCCGAUCACAGUGGUCACUACUUUUGUGCCUGACUUUCACCCAGGCAGAAACACGACCUGAGCGCCAUGCAUCUCCUGCAAUUUCUUCACUGUACAUAUCAGUCAACCCAGGGACACUGACCAAAGACUUAAUGUUUAGAAGAUUUGUGCAUUUUUAUAUCCAUUUUUCACAACUUGCAGUCAUAAUAUGCUUAUUGUGCUGUAGGCAUCUCCAUGUUAAAGUCAUGCCUUUGUGAAAUGGGCCUUUUUCACAGCAGACAUUUUGACUGUUCAAAGUAGAAAAAGCAAAAGGUGUUACUUUUAACAUUCAUGAUGUUCCAAUGAACUGUCCCAUCCAUCAUUUAUUUCAUCAUUAACACCUGUAAUUUUCCUACUCUGACAGGUUGUUGAUGUUAAGUCAUGAUGUUCUGCUGUUCAUUCUUAAUGUAUGUACUCAUUUAAGUCUAAAUCACAUAUUGCUCAUGCACUUAUUUACCCCAGGCUUAGAUACUACAAAACAUAUGUGCCUUUUUUUUUAACACUUGAAUGUUUUUUAAUCAAGUUAUUUAGCUGGUGUUUGCAUGUGAGCAGAGGGAUAAUUUGGGACUGUGGCUCCUGCAGCACGACAGGAGUAUUUAAUGUAGCUGCAGAAAGUGAAUCAGGGCAGACGUCUCUUACAGGCAGGAAAAACUGAACAGGGUAGUGAUCCAGAGAAGUACCUGAAAAGAAAAGGAUGAAUAAGAAACCAGGCCAACCUGUCCUUUCAGAGUGGAGCAACUAGACCAAUGAUCAAGUUUUUUUUUGUUGUUUUUUUUUCUUUUUGUUUUUUUUACCAGUUUAAGAGGAUGCUCCGACUGAAAGGUAAUGGUGUGACUUUUGAAGGUAGUCCCAAACAUUUCAGUGUGUCUGUACAUGUGAGAGUUUCUUCAUGUUUUUAAAAGGUUUUGCAAGUCAUAUUUGUAAGUUGGUAUUGGGAUAAAAUGUUAAUAAAUUGUGUGUGGCCCUGCAAUGGACUAGUGACCUGUCCAGGGUGUACCCCGCCUUUCGCCCGAUGUCAGCUGGGAUUGGCUCCAGCCCCCCGUGACCCUGUACGCAGGAUAAGUGGUUAAGGAUGGAUGUUAAUAAAUUGUGCACCAAAAUUG